This is a messenger RNA of Ceratosolen solmsi marchali, 1292 nucleotides long. RefSeq names its product lipid droplet biogenesis associated protein seipin (gene Seipin). The record is from RefSeq and is a predicted model, not a curated record. The coding region runs from base 94 to 1095 and encodes 333 amino acids. NCBI's taxonomy places the organism in Eukaryota, Metazoa, Arthropoda, Insecta, Hymenoptera, Agaonidae. The transcript is spliced from 5 exons. Gene Ontology annotation, biological process: lipid droplet organization; lipid storage. Gene Ontology annotation, cellular component: endoplasmic reticulum membrane.
UGAUAGCCUAUCUUAUCUUCUGCAAAGUCACGUCAAGUAUCGAAUAAUUUUCUAAGAAGAAUUUCUUAAAGUGGAUUUGCAUCUCCAAAGAACAUGAUUAUUUCAAAUUUAAUUCAACGAAUACACGAAAAAUGGUUCAAUGUUCAAAAAAAAACUACUGAAGGAGUUCAGUCAGCAAAAGAUGCUGUAUUUCGAGGUGGACUGAUAAUUAUCUGUGCUAUACUUAUAAUAUGGAUUUCAAUUUUUUUAUACACAGCAUUUUAUUAUGCAUAUAUGCCAAAUAUGACGUAUGUCAGGCCAGUUCAUCUACAAUUUGAAUCAUGCGAUCAAGAGAAAGGUGUGUGCAGUUAUCCAUCGGGAUAUGUUCAGUUGACAAAGAAACAACAACUGUUAAUGGUUGGACAACCGUAUCGAGUGAAUUUACAAUUAGAAAUGCCUGAAUCCCCUGCCAAUAAAGAACUUGGCAUGUUUAUGGUUUGUGCACAAUUACGCAGUCGAGAUGGAGUAUUGGUUGAACAUGCCUGUAGGUCUGCUAUGCUACAUUAUCGCAGCUCCUUACUACACAUGUUAACAACUUUCACUUUUUCACCUAUGAUGAUAUUUGGAACAACUGAAGAAAAACAAAAUAUCGUUCUUGAAUUAUUUGGUAGUUUUGAGGAAGAUCAAAGUCAUCCAGUAACCAUUAUUUAUGUUGAAAUUCAAUCUCGUCACAUCGAGUUCUAUUCCGCAUCUAUAAUGAUAAAUGCUCAUCUAUCUGGUUUACGAUAUUUGAUGUUUCAUUGGCCCCUAUUAUCAGCUAUUGUUGGCAUUAGCACCAACUUGUUUUUCAUAGUACUAAUUUGUAUAUUAUCGUAUAUACAUUUUGCCAGCGAAGAAGAAAAUUUUGACGAAACCUUUAGUUAUGAGAAAGGUGAAGUGAAUGAAGAAAAGAAUAAAACACUAUCCGAUGACUCAAACUCGGAUGUUCCUUCUGUUGAACACAUAUCAUUACAGGAAGAAAUGUCAGAAGGUGAAAGUUCACUGCAUGUAACAGAUCCAAUUUUAGGUAAAUCAAGUUUUAUCGAAGAUAUUACAGACAAAGUUCAAAUUAACUAAUUACAUAGUUCACUUACUGUAUGUAACAUUGUACAUUUGUAAAAAAGAGAUAUAGACUGUUGUUACCAAUUAUAUCUAUAUGAGGGAGGGGGGAUUGUUUGAUUUUAUACUAAUAUAGUAUAAAUUUUUGACAUCUUUAUUAUAAAAGUCAGCUUACAUUCCAAUUAAUGAUUUGUGAUAUAUGUUUUUUCAAUAUU